Messenger RNA from Trachymyrmex cornetzi, 1825 nucleotides. RefSeq lists its product as uncharacterized. Lineage: Eukaryota; Metazoa; Arthropoda; Insecta; Hymenoptera; Formicidae. The transcript has 7 exons. The record is from RefSeq and is a predicted model, not a curated record. The coding region runs from base 893 to 1825 and encodes 310 amino acids.
UUCUGUCAGUGCUAAUGACAUUUAUUGGGAUGUCAUCUAUGAUGUCCGGCAUUUCUCGUAUACAUCUCGUAUUGCGAGCAACAUAGCGUGUCCAGCGGCGAGAGAAUGUGUGACUGUUCUUCGUACGAUCGAUUGUGGCCGAAGCGGAUAACGACUUAUAUCACGAUCGAACAUUUUCGUCGACUCUGUGUGCCCUCAGCCCACUCGACCGUUCCUUGGAUCUCCUCGCCGAGUAUUUUCCUCACGCAUGCUCUCGAUCUCAUUGUCACCGAUAUAACUACUGCGAGCGAACAGUUGAAUCUUCGCCGUUGCCACUAUCUCCAUAACUCUCUGCGCUAUCAAGUGUAACCGAUCGUACCGUGAAAAAUGUUAAAGGAUUGUUUCGCGACGGUAAAAUCGAGCCUUUUAUCGAUGCACGUAAUCUAAAAAACGCACUUCAUUGUUCGUAUUGACAUCGACGAAGUAUGUGAAGUUACUUGGUAUUUAUAACCUUGGAUUUUUAAAGAAUUUUUCAGUAAUUUGCGAUCAACACAUCCGAGAUAAGUCCUUGAUUAAUAUUCCGUCGACGAAAAAUUGUUUUGUUAAAUCACCGAUAUCUUCAAGAAUACAAAUUCGACCGAGUUUUUUUAAAACAAGGGAAUAGAAGGAAGACCGGUAAUUGACCAGGUACUUUUAGUAUUUCAAAGAAAAGAAAUGCGCAGGACACGAAUGACACAAAGCAAAAUAGAUCAAGAUAUGAAGAGAUUUAACUGAAUCGAAUAAAAACUAUUUUACUGUUGAAAAGCAAGGAUCUUGCCGAAGAAAAAAAAAGAACAAAGGGCAACUGCGAAUUCGGCAUGAACCGUGGCAAAAGUAGAAUCUACUCAAAAACGUUAGGUGGGGUGGUGGAGGCAUGGAAGCUGACCAACCAUCUCUUCAGAGGCUCUUUAGGAGCACCUUACCAUCACCGAGAGUACCCGGAUUAGACGUCGUAAGAACUUUACAUCAAACAGUCGUGUCACUGCGCUCGGCUCUGGACUCAUCGCGCGAGGAGCUCCGGCGACUGCAAGAGAGUGUCGGGAAUUUUUGCGGCGAGAGCUACGUUGAUGUGGUGAGCCGUUUAGCCCUCGAAAAUUAUGUGCUCAGACGAAAGAUUCUUAGGAGCUACGAAUUCUCGUGCGAUGCAGCAACUAGCCCCCCAUUUCAAUCGAGACACGUUCAACUUGUAAAAAUCCACAUGAACGAAUUGACAAAUCCUGAGAAAACUACUAUGGAUGUGUCCAAGAAGAUUGCUACUGAUGCUCAGAACUUUAAUGAACCAAUAUCCGAACACAACAACGUUAGUAGCAGCAACAACUAUAGUCCUGAUUCAUCUUCUCGUGCUGGCCAAUCCGACAAGUUCCAAGAUUCAUCGAAAUGUUCGAAAAUCACAGUUACCAAAGAUAUAAUCGAUACCAAAAUUACCGAGGCGGCGUCCGCGAUGCUGAAUGUUUCUCGUAAUGAGAAUCACAAAUCUCUUUCAACUUUGACAACGAAUGUGACUAACAACGAGGAAGAGUCCCGAAUGGAAAUCUCAGAUACCACACGCUCCACUCGGCGAGAGCCGAGUCCAUCCGAAACAAUCCGAAGUGAAACCGAAUCGUCUCGAAGCACGCAUCACACAGUCGGUAACAGCAGGGAUUAUCCGCACCGUCCGUUCUCGCGCCCACAGGCCAAUCCUGAUAUGUGGACGUCCUCGACCACGCAGUCAGAAAGACAGACAGACAGAUCAAAUCAACAGACAGAUAAACAGACAGAUCAGAUCAGCAGACAGAUAAACAGACAGAUCAGAUCAGCCGGCAGAUAA